UGCAGCGUGUUCAAACAUUUCUCCAGCGGAGCUGAUCAGAGAGAGAGGAGUGUGUUUGAGUGCUGGCUCUCAUAGAGGUCUAUUUGAAAAUGGCCCACUCACUUUUGUACUGGCCCGCCCAAAAUACUAUUUCAGUCUACAGAGCAGGGCGAGGAAACUGAAGGCUGAGGCAGUUCAGUGUUCCUGUUUUACCUCUCAGACUAACUUCAGAUCAGAAGAUGAGUGAUUUGGAGGAAGAGGAGUAUGGACCAGAGUCUGUAGUAUCUAGCUGUCAGUCAGUGAAGAGUGACUGGUCCAUAGAUCUACCUCUAUACUUCAGUGAUGAAUCUGGACCCUCAGACACAAAACUGACUCCGGAUCAGAAGAUGAGUGAUUUGGAGGAAGAGGAGGACAGAGCAGAGUCUGAAGGAUCUGGCUGUCAGUCUACGAAGAGUGACCGGUCCAAAGGUCUUCCUGGAGACUUCAGUAAUGAACCUGGACCCUCAGACACAAAACUGACUUCAGAUCAGAAGAUGAGUGAUGUCGAGGUAGAGGAGGACGGAGCAGAGUCUGAAGGAUCUGACUGUCAGUCUACGAAGAGUGACCAGUCCAAAGGUAUUCCUGAAGACUUCAGUAAUGAACCUGGACCAUCAGGCACCAAAUUGCGGUGGUGCAGUUUGUCAGAGAUCAGCUGUGCUUCUCUGGCCUCAUCUCUGAAGUCUAACCCCUCCCAUCUGAGAGAGCUGGAGCUGAAUGGAAACGAGUUGCAGAAUUCAAAAUUGAAGCAGCUUUGUAGUUUUCUGGAGAUUCCACACUGUCGACUGAAGUCUCUAAGAUUGAGGAGCUGCAGUUUGUCAGAGAUCAGCGGCGCUGUUCUGGCCUCACCUCUGAAGUCCAACCCCUCCCAUCUGAGAGAGCUGGACCUGAAGGACAACAACAUGAAGGAUUCAGACCUGAAGCAUCUGUGUGAUCUGAAGGAGAGUCCAGACUGUAGACUGGAGACAAUGAAAUUGAGGAGCUGCAGUUUGUCAGAGAUCAGCUGUGCUGCUCUGGCCUCACCUCUGAAGUCCAACCCCUCCCAUCUGAGAGAGCUGGACCUGAAGGACAACAUGAAAGAUUCAGACGUGAAGCAGCUGUGUGAUCUGAAGGAGAGUCCAGACUGUAGACUGGAUACACUUGAAUGUUGUCAGAGUGAUCAGAAAGUUUGAUGUGUUGACACCUGAUGUGGAGUCCUCCAUCAUCCCUCUGUGUUCCUGACAAGCCAGGGAAAUUCAAAGGUAGCGUUAUCAAACUGGAAGCAAUACUUCUUGCUCAUUGAAAUUAAAGGCAAGAAUGUUUAUGUAACAUGCACGCUAUGCCCAGGAAAAAAA
Messenger RNA from Perca fluviatilis (European perch), 1349 nucleotides. RefSeq names its product NACHT, LRR and PYD domains-containing protein 12-like. The record is from RefSeq and is a predicted model, not a curated record. Gene Ontology annotation, molecular function: protein binding. The coding region runs from base 219 to 1187 and encodes 322 amino acids. The transcript is spliced from 9 exons. Lineage: Eukaryota; Metazoa; Chordata; Actinopteri; Perciformes; Percidae.